ACACUGUGUGAAAUACAGUUUCAAUGUUGUGCUCCACGUGGACUGAAAAUUGUUUGCGCUGUUGGUUUCCUAUCGGUAACAUUUGAGCGCUACACUCAUUGGGAAAACUCAUUUGGAAAAGGCUGUAUGCUGCAGUUUAGUUAAAAAGCCACUGCUCACCCUUGUGCCACAACUAACAGUAAGAAUAGUUUCCAUCAAGGUGCAAGGCUCCCGUGAUGCCUAAGCUCCAAGGGUUGGAGUUCUGGAGAACGACGCUGCGAGAGGCACGGUAUGUCGUGGCCCCCAUGGUGGACCAGAGUGAGCUGGCCUGGCGGCUGCUGAGCCGCCGCCACGGAGCACAGCUGUGCUACACUCCUAUGCUGCAUGCCCAGGUGUUUGUCCGCGAUGCCAACUACAGGAGGGAUAACUUUUAUUCCGAGGUCUGCGCUGAGGACCGACCGCUCAUCACACAGUUCUGUGCCAACGACCCGGAGGUCUUCCUGAAGGCGGCCCUGCUGGUCCAGGAGCACUGCGACGCCAUCGACCUUAACCUGGGCUGCCCUCAGAUGAUCGCUAAGAGAGGGCACUACGGGGCGUUCCUCCAAGACGAAUGGGACCUGCUGGAGAAGAUGGUGAAGCUGGCCCAUGAAAAGCUGUCUGUGCCGAUCACCUGCAAGAUCCGCGUGUUCCAGGACGUAGAGAGGACCGUGGGCUACGCACAGAUGCUUGAGAAGGCAGGCUGUCAGUUGCUGACGGUACACGGCCGCACCAAAGACCAGAGGGGCCCUCUGACGGGGAUAGCCGACUGGGAACACAUCAAGGCCGUACGGAAGGCCGUGAACAUCCCUGUGUUUGCUAAUGGUAACAUACAGCAUCUGAGCGACGUGGAGCGAUGCAUCGAGGAGACGGGGGUCCACGGCGUCAUGAGCGCAGAGGGGAACCUCCACAACCCGGCGCUGUUCGAGGGGAGCAGCCCCCCCGUGUGGGAGAUGGCGGAGGAGUACCUGGAGGUGGUGAAGCAGCAUCCCCCCAGCACCCAGUCCUUCGUGCGCGCCCACCUCUUCAAGCUGUGGCACCACACACUACAGAUCCACCAGGACCUCCGGGAGGAGCUGGGCAAGGUGAAGAGCAUCGAGGGGAUGGCGGAGGUCAGCCGACAGCUGCGACUGCGUUGCCAGGAGGAGAUCGCCAGAGAGAAGGAGGGGGUCGCGGUGAGGCCACAGGGGGACCUCCCCUUCCCUCACUGGAGGUGCCAGCCAUACAUCAGACCACCGCCUAAAGAGUUGGACCCAAACGGUAAGAGCGAGUGCUCAGAGGUGAGGAUCACGAGUCAGAAGAGGGCGCUGGAGGACUCUGACGGGACCCCUGACGUCCUGUCCAAAAACAAGCAGAAGAAGCAGGCCCGCAACCCCUACAAGAACUGGGACCCUGAGAGCAGGCCAAAGUACUUGAUGUGUGACCAGUGUGGCCACCCAAAGGGAAAGAAGUGCGUGUUCGACAUGUGUCGCGCGUGCUGCAAGAAGAAGGCCUACAGGGACGUGGCCGACUGCUCAGGCCACGAUAUCCGGUUCAAGACCAAAGCAGACCGACGGAAAGCAGAGGAGGAGGAGAGGGAGGAGAGGGAGGGCGGCCCGCAGGGGACCGACCCCCACGGCGGCCCCCAGGGGACGGACCCCCACGGCGGCCCCCAGGAGACUGACCCCCACGGCGGCCCCCAGGUCCUCCCAGAGACACAGACCACAGAGCGGGGCCACACGCCUCCAUGAGGACCCGCAUUCCCGUUCAUAUUCACGACCUCACAUUAUCAUCUCCCGCAUUAUGGCUAUAAAACUGUUACACGUCUUUGGUCUGCGGACGUCUUUUAUUUUCGUUUUGUUCGUUCAUUAAAAAUGAAGUCAAAUCCAGCAUUCCCAGUCGUGCUCUCUGAACAUGGCGUUCAGGAGCUUAAAUGUAUCUCCCAACGUUAGACCACCUGAUGCCUUCCUGUGUGUUAACAUUAGGAUGUGUAGGCCAGUCCAGGGUCCAGUGAGUUUAGUUUAACGGCCACUGGAUGGAGUGAAGGGCGUUGACCGCAGAUCUAAAACCAAUAAACGGUAUCCUACCACGCCGUGGUUUCACCUCAGGUGUGUCAAAGCAGAGUGGGUCCCUGUACAAAUGGCACCAACCUGUGAGCCUGGUGAACUGAUUCUGGGAAUUCUGGACUUGAUGUGGGCUGUGCCCAGUGGCUGAGUGUUUCAUGAUGGUGGGCGAAGGCUGCAGACUAGUGACUACCAGGUCGCAUCCAUCAACAAAGUUACAAGUAGGACGGUUGAUAAAUCAACUUACUACACGUCAACACGCAACACUUCAAUGUCAAUGCUUUUUCUAACACUAGUUUGUAAACACGCCUCUGACAGCUGCUGCCUCUGAUCUGGGCCGAUGCUGACCGGCUUAUGGCCGCUGAACAGCACACAUUCUGUAACGCCAUGGAUCUCACAAUGAGCCCACUCAACCAAAUGGUCAACCAUCACUAAACCCCACUUGAUUUAUUUGAUCCUUUUCCACUAAGGUUGAAAUAUUGUGUGUUUGACCCUGGUUUGGGGUAACCAAACCGGGGAUUAAGAACAGCGAGUCUGGUAAACGUUUUGCGACAUUUAUUUUAAAAGCUCAUUCUGUUGAGGUCUCGAACGGUGAUGCGUAUUGUUAGGUCACAACUAAAGUGCAUCUCUUAACAUACAACAGCAGCAGCUGCUCUGCUGCCAGCCACCUGCCAAACAACAUUCUUUUAACAAUGAUGCAUAAUAAGUUCAUGAUAAACCGAUGCAACUAUAUUAUCGGACGAAUUUAUGGUCCUUUCGUUAUGCAUUAGCUCCAAUACCGGGAAAGUAACAUUUUGGGCAUCGACCAUGGCAGCGUCCGAAUUAGAGAGGGCGGGACUCUUGUUGAAUUUAGACAAAGUCUUCCGUCUUCGGGACCUCUUCACAUGUUUGUGCUCAUCCGGGUUUGGCUGUUGGCGGGCGUGAGCUCCCCCUGGCUGCCCUCCCGCGGUGGGGACUGAAAACACACGUGUGUACAUUUUCACAUUCGUUACGCAUCCGUUAUGCUUUCUUUAAUUCUUUGGGGUAAAAGUACAAAAUUAUAAUUGGAUGUAAUACAAUUUCGCAUGGAGGUG
Gadus chalcogrammus (walleye pollock) is the source of this 3130-nucleotide messenger RNA. It is a transcript of the gene dus1l, whose product is annotated as dihydrouridine synthase 1-like (S. cerevisiae). Gene Ontology annotation, biological process: tRNA processing. The record is from RefSeq and is a predicted model, not a curated record. NCBI's taxonomy places the organism in Eukaryota, Metazoa, Chordata, Actinopteri, Gadiformes, Gadidae. Bases 216 to 1745 code for a protein of 509 amino acids. The transcript is spliced from 14 exons. Gene Ontology annotation, molecular function: tRNA dihydrouridine synthase activity; flavin adenine dinucleotide binding.